CCUUGAUAGGGCAGGUGCGACAGACAAAGACGUCCGUUAUGACAUCCUUCGUCAUACCUUCCGCUUCAUUCGUCAUGUCCGUGGCCUGAAGAGACUGUAGGGUCCGUGGCCUGAAUAAACUAUACUGUCUGUGGCCUGAAACGACUGUAGGAAUGCCAUCCCUCUUUGCUAUUCCCCGGUAUCAGGCAGCAGCCGGAGCGCAUCCGAUCCCUCGACCCUUCAACUAACAACAACAACAUCCUGUGGAACUUUUUAUUCCGAGUAGCUGAAUCUAAAACAACAACAACCUGUGAGUCAGUCAAGCUUAGAGUGUCGUCGCCCUGAAAUUAACAACAACAGCACUCUUAGAAAGUCUUGCACUUAAAUCAAGAAGAAGUCAGGCUUUAUAGAGUAAUGUGGGGCACCCAAGCAAACCUUAAACUCAAGAACACUGGCACCAAGAGCCAAGCCUGAGUAUGUCAAGUGGGACCUCUUGUGAGAUAAAGGCAGGGAAUAAAAAGCAAACCAUAGGAGUAAUUGUACUGUAAAGGAUGGAUAUUUCGAACUCCACAAGAGGGGCAACCCCACAUAUGUCAAUGCAAGUUGGUUUGCCGCUGAGUCGGAUGCCCAGAGGUUUCUCACGUGAUGACUUCAAUUUCUCUAAACUGUAUAAAUGCAUCCAGCAGGAAGGACAAAAUACUAUGUGUGAUGUUUCACAAGCACUGUAUUUAUAUUGUCAUGUAAAUUCCACUGGGGGCACAAUAUCAUUGCGAGAUUACUUCACGAAGGUAUUGAUGUGGAGUAACGAAAAACUGAAGAGAACAUUUAACACGACAGAUCAACCACUACUUGAUUCAAACCCAUUGACACAAAGCUUUGAUAUAUCUUUUGCCUUCAAAUUAAUGAACCAUGGAUGCUCUAAUAUUUAUAAUGAGUUAAAUGAAAGGUGUAAAUAUCAUAUGAGCUACCUCAAGACUAUGAGGAAUAAACUAUGCCAUAAAUAUGGGUGUCAUAAUUUAAAUGUUGAGACUGAAAUAGAUAAUCUCAAAAUGGUCUUGAGAGAGAUUUAUGUACAUGUUGGUGUAACUUUGGGAAGAGACUUCACAGAAAAUAUUGAUGCAAUGGAGAAAAAUCUUAAUGAUGUCUGUGAUGCUGAAAUUCGUCAAGAUGACAUGGUAUCAUAUGAGGAGGAUAUUGAAGAAUUUAAAAGAAAUAAAUCAAACAAAUUGAUUAUUAAUGGUCGCAGUGAAUUAGAAAUACUCUACAAAAAGUUCAGAGUUCUCAAUCCCUGUACUUGGAUGCUUGAUACCACAAAAUCCUCAGUUAGUAAGUUUUUUGUUGAUAAAAUUUUCACACCACUUAAAAUUGAAGACUCAAAUAGGCCUACAGAAAUUGAAAUGGCAGAGCUACUGACAAUAACAACACAGAUUACUGACGAGGUGAAAAUCCCUUGUGCAUUGUUACUCCAUGGUUUAGCUGGAUGUGGCAAGACUUCCUUGUGUCAGUACAUCUUAAAUGACUGGUAUAGGAAGACGGAGAAAAUUCUGAAUUUAAAGAACUUUGAUUUGGUGUUUCUAGUUGAAGUGCGAACAGUGAAAUCAAGACACCUAAUGGAAUAUCUUUGUGAACAAAGAAUCAUCAAAACAAGUAAGGAUUUUGAUUCAUCUGAAAUCAUACGAUUACUACAGGAUUUAGAUGUACUUUUCAUUAUUGAUGGGUUUGAUGAAGCAAAUGAGCUUUCAAAAGGGGUAGUGGAAGAGAUUUUUGCAAAAUUUCAAAAUCACCGUAUUGUGCUAACAACACGACCUGAAUAUCAACGCGAUGCAAUUUUGAUGUCAAGAAAACAUCAUGUCGAUUAUCUUUCAGUUGAAAUUUGUGGAUUUGAUGAUCGCAGAUUAGUGGAAUUUACCAACAAAGUUUUCACAGUAGUUGAAGAUAAUAAAAUACUCCGGAGACAGCAAAUUGAUGAGUUCUUGAAAUACAUAAAUGGGCGUGGCAAGGUUUUGGGAAGCCACCUUAGACUUCCACUUACGCUAGCUUUAUUAAUUUAUCUCUGGAAAGAUAAUCCACAAACUCUUAACAGAGUUACCACUGCCACAAGUCUGUAUUGUGAAUUAUUCAACUUGUGUCAAAGAAAACUGGAAGAGCGUCUGGAAAUUGUUUCUCAAGACAGAAGCACUGUGAAGGAGGUUUUACUGUUUCUUGGUGAACAAGCUUGGAACAUGCUCAAGUCAGGAAAUAUUUGUAUCACUAAAGAAAUUAUUAAUAUGAUUAAACAAAAAUGUGAAGAGAAGCAAAUUGAUGACACACAGUUUUUGUCUGCUUUUCUAAUGUGUGAGAUUGAUGAGACUCAUGAAGCUGCUGAGCAUACUUAUGCUUUUCUACACAAGACACAAAUGGAAUAUCUUGCUGCUGAAUUUUUGGCAAGUGAUGUGAUGAAUGGGAAGUCUUUAUGUCAAAUUAGCAAAACAAGAACUGAUUGGUAUAAAUACCAGGAGGUCAUUGUAUUUCUGACUGGCCACUUGGCGGUUAACCAGAUACUGGAAAGAAAUGUCAGUAAAUUAUUUUCCUUAAUAGAUAAGUCAGAAGUUGAAGGGAGUUUCAAUUUUUGGUGGAAAAUUUUCACAGAGGCGCUCGGUCUUACAGAGGUUGGAACUAAAAUUGCUGAAGAUAAACUGCCCUCGUUUACUUGGAAGUUAGAUCACGUUCACGUUGUGGCAGGACUCAGUCUUUUAAGCAACACUAUAGUGAAAUUGGAAAAUCUUACAAUUGAAAUGCCAAGUAAUGUUGAACCUUACGAGAUUCCAGAAUUGUUAGAUACAAUGAGAAACAUGAAAAACACAUUGAAAGGGAAAUAUAACAAAAAAAAUCCCAUUCUAGUUGAAUUGCAUUUCUGGAGGCACAAUGAAUAUAAUUGUCCACAACCAUCUGAUGAAUUCAUUCGUACACUUUAUCCAUGGGGCCAUCUCACAAAUUUCACUGGUUCCCUUGGACAUCAAAAGAAGAAUGAGGAGGUCCUUGCUUAUUGCUUUAAGCUGAAGAGUAUUCGAGUCAGAGUUGAAACUACUCAAGCCCUCGGGUCUCUAAGUAACAGUUUAUUAAAAAUAUAUAAAUCUAUUAAGAAGCUGCGUAUUACACUUGCAAUGCCACCAAAUUGUGAUCCAAAAUCAUUAGCAAAGCUGCAGUUCAAAGGUGACUUGGAAGUGAUAGUUCCUGACAUAACAGAUGAAAAUAAAGAGUGGUUAGCAUUGGCUAUCAAACAAGUUGGCCUGGGAUGUAAGAACAUAUCUCUGCCAGAAAGCCAAUUGACAUUCUCUGGAGUAAUGUGGCUUUUGGAUAAUUUAAGGAACAUAGGCUGUGGGAAAAUUUCCAUCAAGGCAAUCAAUGCAUCUGAUGAGGAAAUGGACCGUUUGUUGAAACAGCAGACGGUCACAUCCAUAACAAUCAAUUGGCUCGAUUAAUCUCACACAACAAAUAUUUGAUAGAAAAUACAUUUUUCAAAUCUACAGCUACAGCUUGACUUUUAACAUUUAAUGCUUUCUACAAUUUACUUACCUUUGCUCCUUUCCCUAAAGUUGGUAAGGGAGCAGGCAGCAUCUGUGGCAAAAAAAGGCAAGUAAAUAUGCUAAUAAUUCUUUAAGCCAAAAUAAAACCAACUGAAGCACAAUUGUGGGAUUUGUCUGGCACAACCCUUGAUGUGUCUACUAAUAUCAGUGUGAUUUUGCGAUAUGAAACCCAUGAAAAUGUGCAGCAUUCAGUGAACUAAAAAUUGUGAGUUCAACAAAUGAACUCGGGUGUAAAAUGCGUGUAAAAGUGUACACCUCGGGUGUAAAAGUUCACCAAUUCCUUGACCAGGCUGGUUUACACAAUAAAUCUUUCAAGAAUUUAGAAUAUAAUGGUUUAAAAUAUAGAAAAUCCAGCCAGUUAUUUUAACGUUGACACUUUGUAGCAUCUUAUUGCCUGUUUUUUAUUUUAUCAAUUCUUCUUCAUGAUGUUGAGUGUUUAAAGUACUGUAUAGUGAUGAACUGAUUUCACUUUGAAUAUCUUCAAUAUCUUUACCUUCUUUUCUGGUAUUACUCAUCUGUUUUCACCUGUCAUACAUUUCUCACUCCAUGAAAGGAAAAAAAUGAUUGAUGAUUUUGUAAACUAAAAGUUAUAAAAUGUAUACAUGUCCUCAUACAGUACAAAUUUGAUACUAACACUUUUGGAAAACUAAGCAAAAUUCAGGGAGCCAUAUAUAUUUUUAGUACUUGCUUAUGAUUAGACAUGAUUGCAGAAAAUAUAUGUAGAAUAAGCUAAACAGAAUUUAGUUUCAUAUGCAGUUCUGUAAUCUAUUAAACCAUAAGAAAAUAUGUCAGAAUUUUAUGGAGGGAUUAUCCCAAGUUGUAUUAGGGCAUGGUUAUUUCAUAGAACACAGAAUUAGUAUUAAUGGAGUUUUCCCAAUGGAAACUCCAAGUGGGGAAACUCCUGUAAGUGGAGUGCCCCAGAGGUCUGUCUUGGGGCCUCUAUUGUUUACUAUAUACGUAAUUUAUUUUUAUUCGGAACAGGAAGUCUGUGUUCCGAUAACUUAAGCUUAUAUCAAGGUCCCCUCAAAGUCUAACUGCUGGCUCUCCCAAGGAUGCAACCACAUAUCAGUUGCCUAAUUCCUGGAUACCUAUUUACUGUAUGUAAACAGAGGCAUUAGAAGGCAUGUAAACAGAGGCAUUUACUGUAUAUAAAUAGAGGCAAAGAAAGUAUGCCCAACCAUUUCUGUUUGACCCAGGGAUUGAACCCAUGGUCCUCAGUCACAAGUCAAGGACAUAGACCACUGUGCUACAGGACAUAACUGAAUUCAUUCAUAUAUUCAGUAUAUACAUUAUAUCUAACUUUUGUAUGAAACUAUCCAGUGAUCCCACUUCUCUUAUGCUAUCUGAUAAUUUGCUCCAUAAAUCAAGCCUCUUUUCAAACAGCUAUUUACCCAAUUCUUAUCUGAAUCUAAACUUCUGCAAUUUGAAUCCCUUGUUCAUAUGUUUAUAUUUCUGUGGGGAGCCCCAUCAGCUUCCUGAAGUUAUCUGAACUGAUAUAGGGCUUUAUUAGUUUGGGGAUCAUCAGUUACAUGAUUCCUUUGCCUACCGGAAACCACGAGCCAGAACCUGGUCCCCUCAGAGAGGUGCAGGGAACAAUGGUCAAUGAGUACCUUACAUUUAAAGUAUGUCAUCGUUUGCCAUUAACUGGGGAAGACACCCAGAAAGAUAGGUGAAACAAAACGAGCAUCUGGAGAAAAUUGCUACCCACGUCCAGAAAGAGCAAAGAAACUCCCACAGAAGAAAAGCAAACCAGCAACACUUCAUGCAAUUAACACUCUUGCUCAUUAGCGCUACUGCCCCAAGGGGGGAAACAGAGAGCCAGUUCUGGUAAGAUGGAAGCCCCCACCUCAGUUCUUGAACGGAUGAGCUGGGGUCAGCUUGGUCACCUCUGACCUCAAUUUCCUGUUCGGGAUUUUUUGCCCUGUGUGGCUGUACAAGCAGUGUGUGUGUGUGUGUGUGUGUGUGUGGUGUGGUGGCCUGGUGCAUUCUUGUGCUCAGAGCAGCAUGCGCCUAGGGUGAUUUUUUCCUCGGUGCUCUGUAAGUACUACCCUUGCAUUUCAGGGUUAUCUUCCCUGGGGUGUUUGGGAUUCACAACCUUUGCUUGAAGUUGUCUUCUUCACUCUUGGGGUGCAUCAGGAGUCUUAGGGGUUGCCAUCUUACCCCAGGUAGGGGGGAGUGGUUUGGCUUGGUCUGGGCGCACUGUGGUUAGUGUAGUCUACUUUACUUCCAAUCCGACAGCGGAUGUUUCUCUCCGGCUGCUAAUUUACUAAUGAUGUGAUUUUGGGAGCUUAAAAAUUUUAUUUUAAUUUUCUGCCGUAAUAAGCUCCUUAUUAGGUUCACCUAGGUUGUGGUGGCCCUCCUCUUCAGUUGCCACUGAGGUUUUUUCCUGCUUCUACUAGUCCCAGUGCCUGGGCUUCCCAUAGAGUUCACUCACCCUACGGGCCCCUGGAAAACCCCUGUGGGCUCGGUUGAACUAUGGAUACUUCUUCCAAGCCCGCUCUCUUCCUUAUGCGAUGUUGAUGGUUAUUCAUCGCCCCUGCGUCUGGGGGAUGAUCAUCCGUACGCCUCCGUCAUGCUGCCUGUGGGGUCGGGGACACCUACGACCCAGAUUCUUGUGGGACUUGUUCCCUGCUCAUACUUCAAUUAUUUUCAUCCCUUAUCUGAUGAUUUCAGGGAUCAGGUGGCGGUCGUGUUGCAUGCUCGAGUCUCACUUAUUGUAGACAAGGGCUGGGUUGAAGGCUCGUAAUCCUAAACAGGAUUAACCCUCUGAUCACAAACUAAUUGAAGUUCAGACCUGCAUGGGCAAUAGACCUAUGCAACCAGACACAAAUCCAAGAGGAGGAGAAUUCAAUUUAGAUAAUUUAUUGUGCACUCCAUACCCAUCCAUAUUGGGGGUAGUGGAAAGGGUUACAGACGCACAUAAUCAUUUAUUUGCGUCUGUAAGAUCAUUUUGAAUGAAAUAAAGAAUUUACGCAUCUCUUGAACAUAUGUUAUAGAAUAGUUUCUGAAUUCAUAUAUCUUUUUGCACUCUUAUCAUGUAGUAAUGGAGGGUGUGCAGAAAGUUUAGUUGACACAGUUUACAUUUGGUUAGGUUUAUAUCAGCAGAUAAUAAAAAUUCCAAGAGAUACUGUACUUAUAGCCGAGCCUAAGCCUAGCAGCGGUAACAUCUAGAGGUCUGCUGAUUUUAUUGGAUGAGCUUUAGAUGUGUGGCCCUUCUUGAAUAAUAAUAUGAUGAUAGGUGAAAUUAUGUGUCGAAUUCACUUUGCCUCAGAUUUUCAAGGUUUUGGUGAAGUUCUUGGUGUAUUAUUACUCUUGGAAUGUUUAUAGGCAAUCCAAGGUUAUAGUCAACUCCUUCUUUUAAGGCAGAUUCUUUGGCUAAUUCAUCAGCUUAAUCAUGCAUUCAGAGGCCAACAUGAGGUGGAAUCUACAUAAAGAACAUUGUGCGAGGAGCCAAUGCUAUGCUUUCCAGUUUCAGAAUUGCUUUUAAAUACAUGGAUGGUGAAAUACUAAAGAAAUUAUUCAUGACCUUUGUGAGGUCAAAGCUGGAAUAUGCAGUGAUUGUAUGGUGCUUCUUAAGAUAUGGGCACAUCAACAAACUGGAAAAAGUGCAAAGACAUGCAACUAAAUGGCUCCCGAAACUGAAAGACGAGCUAUGAGUAAAGGUUAGAGGCAUUAAAUAUGCCAAAAUUAGAAAAUGGAAUAAAAAGAGGUGAUAUGAUCACUAGGUACAAAAUACUGUACUAAUGGGAAUCGACAAAAUUGCUAGGAAAGAAUUUUUGAGACCUGAAACUUCAAGAACAAGAGGUCAUAGAUUUAAACUAACUAAACAAAGCUGCCAAAGAAAUACUGGUAUAAGAAAAUUCACUUAAGCAAAGAGUGGUAGACAGUUGGAAAAAGUUAAAAGUAAAAGUUUUGGUGGAGACCAAAACAAAUACUGUAGUUUGAAACAAAACAAAUAGAGGCAGUAGUUUCAAAGCGCUAUUGACAGAGUGCUUGGAAGAUGGGACACCACAAGCAUAGCUCUGAUCCUGUAACUACACUUGGGUAUUUACAUGAAAUGUACUCUGUUACAUUCAAUUUCAAUAACAAACAGAUUAACUGGGAACAAAUAAACCAAGCUCUUGCAGAAAUAUGCUGGGAAAGACAGCUAGAUACUGCAAACUUAAACUAGAUAUUGCCUUGAGGAAAUAGAUACAGUAGCAUUAGAAAUAUGUGUAAGUCACAUACCACUAAGGAGAAAGAGAAAAAGAUGCAGACUGGAAUGAGAAUGGCGUUCCCUUUAUAGGCGACAAAAACAAAUUUCAGAACAUCUUAAAUGCUCAACUCUGUCCCAAGAAUGAAAAAGUAUGCUAUGUAGAGAAAUAGAAACGAUUGAGCUAAGGUUGCAAGAAUAAUAUAAAAUCCAGAAGAGACAAAGAGUAAAAGGCCAUGAAUGAAAUUAAGAAGAACCCAAAAUACUACUACUACGCAAAAUCUAGAACAAAAACUAUAUCCUACAUUGGGCCCUUGCACAGGAGUGAUGGAACCUACACAGAUGACAGAAAAAGAAAUGAGUGAAAUACUGAACUUACGGUACGAUUCUGUUUUCACAGAACCCCUGAACACAUUGCAAAUCAAUUAUCCAAAUAUUCUUCAUUCUUCAAUUAUCCAAAUAUUCUUUUUUAUAUCAGAUGUUACCAUCAUUCCAUCCGAGUUUGAAGUAGCAAUAGGCAGCAUGCCCAUGCACUCUGCACCAAGACCAGACUCCUGAAAUUCCAUACCGUAUCAAGAAUUGCAAAAAUUAUUGUCACAGGCUCUAAACAUCUUUUUUUGGAAACAGAGCAUAAAUACUGGUAUUAUCCCUGACCUACUUAAAACAGCAGAGAUUGUGCAACUUCACAAAUGAGGAAGUAAAGCUAACAAAAGAUAUGUAGACCAAAAGCUCUAACAUCACAUAUAUAAAAUUUUUGCAAGAGUGUUAAGAAGUAAGAUCACAAAUCACAUAAAAUAACAGUGUCUACACAUGGGGUUCAGAACAGGGGCUCCUGCCUCUCACAAUUGCUAGACCACUAUGACAUGGCCUUAAAAGCCAUGAAAAACAAACAAAAAAUGCUGAUGUAAUAUAGAUUUUGCAAAAGCCUUCGACAAAUGUGACCAUGGUGUUAUUGCACACAAAAUAUGCACAACAGGAAUUACUGGCAAAGUAGAGAGAUUGAUAUUUACGUUCAUAACAAACAGAACUCGGAGUGUAAUAUUCAACAAAGUAAAAUCUGAGUCGUCCACUGUGAUAAGUUCAGUUCCCCAAGGUUCCGUAUUUGCUCUGGUACUUUUCCUCGUCCUCAUAUCAUUCAUAGACAAGGAUACAAUCUAUACUGUAUCAUCCUUUGUAGAUGACACCAGAAUUUUCUUGAGAGUAGACAGCAUAGAGGACACAGCAAACCUCCAAUCUGAUGCUAAUCAAGUCUUUCAAUAGGUUACAGAAAAUAACAUGAUGUUUAAGCACCCACAUCAAAGAGACUGGUUGAUCAGACCAGACACCAGGAGGCCUGGUCAGAGACUGGGUCAUGGGAACAUUGAUCCCUGGAAUAUUCAGCAGGUAGUCAUCAGAAUAAUGUUGGAGCACACCAAUGGCAAUUAAAAAAAAUAUAUAUAUUGCUACAAUGUUUUUCACCUUCCUGAGCUUGGGAAUGGAAAAAAUCUUGAUACAUGCCAAAUAUUAUUUUAUUGAAUAUAUUAGAAUUUUGUUUUAAAUGAUAACAAAGUACUGUACUGUUUACUGUUUAUUCUAUUGCUGCAUUUUGUCGUGUUAUUGUGCAAUAAAAUGUAUUGUAUUUUAUUCUAUUUCUUUUAACUGUUACUUAUAUGAAGAAAGUAUCUUUAGAGUUUCUAUAAACAGUUAUGCAGUAGGUAUGCUUUGAAGUUAUAAAAAAGUAUGUUAUGAAAAUCCAACUUGAAAGAGCAUUUAUUAUAUAAAUGUUUCUCUUAAUUGUUACAUGAAAAUAGUAUCUUUAUAGUUUAUAUACACAGCUAUGCAGUAGGUAUGUUUUGAGGUACUGUAUAUUUUAUUCUGGUUAAGGUUAUAAAAAGCAUUUUAUGAAAAUUUAUCCUAAAUUUAUCUUAUCUAAAAUAAUACAUUAAUCAUUUAUUAUUUAAAUAUGCUAUCAGGCUAUAAUAUUAUUUUAGUCUGACUGCUAUAUGCUGCCUGCCACAGUAAAACAAUUUUAUGAUCCCCUCGGAUAUCAGCUGAAUUUUUAUAAAUAAAAUAUAAUUUUAUUGGCCCUGAAGCAUAUUACCUACCCCAUUUUGAUUUUCAUAAAUAUGAAGCAUCUACAGUAUUGUGAGCCUUAUUAAAAAAAAAAAGAGUACCAUAUCACAUUCAUAAUACUUUACAGUAUUAUGAAUGUACCAAAGAGCCAAAGCUCAACCCCUACAAGCAUAACUAACUAGGUGAGUACAAUACUGUACCAAUGAUACCUGUAAAUCCAUUUUGAGUGCCUUAUAGUCAUGAUUUAUCUAUAAAAGAUAAAUUGGUUAACAUUACAAUUUAAUGUGUAUAUACAAUAUUAUUGCAUUUUCUGAGCCACAUCUUUUUUGGUUACUCCCUCAGAUAGGAUCUGCUGUGUCCAAUGGACAGGAUCAUAGCCAGAAAGCACAUAUUGCAUUGAUGCCACAUGAAACUUUUUUUAAAACUGUCCCUGUAGUGUAUGGCAUGAUUGGAGUUCAGUCAGUCUAUACUAGAAUGAGAGAUAAUGGUGGCUUCCCUCUCUUAAUUUAUAAACUCAUUGAUUCUCUAUACUCUCGGACAGAAAGCGUGGAAGUUUGCUUAGCAACCAUGUGUGUGUGGGGGCAAUGACCAAUUUGUGUAUUCCACAGGUCAAGAUGUGGCCAAAUUGGUGAACUUAAUUGUUUACUGUGGGUCUCUGGCCUUGUCUUGAUUGAAGGGUGACAGGGUUUAGUUAGAGGCAUUUAAGAACUUGUACUAUAGGCACCAGGCUUCUUGCUAUGACAUUGGUAAGGGGCUGUAGACCUGGUGAUUUGUCAUAUGUUUUUUAUAUCUUGUUUUAUGUCCAUGUACUUGGGAAGUAUGGUAAAGUAUUGUGGAGACAUGUGAAACUGCUUGAUGUUGUAUGAAAGGGUUUCAUUACUAAAAUGCAUUUAUGAUGCUGAAAGUCACCUCUUUUGGCUCUUCAAUGCAAGGUUUAAGUAAAUUCUUAAAGAAUUUUGUGGCAAGCACCAGCAAUGGUGUGGUAAUGGAUAGGUAAGAUAAUUAUCAGGGGAAAGUGCUAAGCCACUAUGAUUAUAUAGCACUCCGAAGGGAUGAAGAUAAGGAUUUGGGACAGGUUGGAGGAAAGGAUUGUACCCAACCACGUAGACAGUCGAGGAUUGAAUACCAGUCUGCAAGAAGCGAGACCUUCACUCUACCGUCUAGUCCAAGUGGUUGGGCUGGGACCAGAAAUUUUUAGGAACUGGCACAUAGGUACCAAGAGACCUACAAUGGGUACUCCUCUCUAUUCAUGCAGUUUUUUAUCCUCAGGUAGUUGUCCCUUUUAUUUCCAGGACCAUAUCUAGAAGUUGGAAACAGGUCCAGUCUUGUCUCUUUAUGGUGGUGAAUUUGGGCUCUGCCUAUACUAGAAUGGUUCUCAAUUUAUCAAGUGUAUGUGCUCCUAUCUCUUGACUUUCAUUUGGCAUGAUGAUGUUAGCAGCAGUCCAUUGGCGCCUUGUUGGAGCUCAUUUGGGCUGGCAUCAGUGACUGCUAUCCAGGGAUCUAACAACGGUUAUGUCAUGUAAGGGUUGAAACUACACAACCCCAGCACCACCACACACUAUCCUAGCACAACCGCAUAACUAAGAAAUUAUCUUGGUGGCUACUUGAUACGAAGGGAAGGGUUUGUAGAAGUUUGAGUUUUAUGAGUGAAUUAAUCACUUUUGGAUAUUCUGAGCCAGAUUGUUUUAUCCAACAAUUCCCUGGUAUCUUAAUAACCCUGCAGGGUCAGUAUAUUGUUCUUCUUGACUGUGCUUGAUCCUGGUCAAUGGGGACAUUAUGGAUCCUACUUUAGGGGUCAGCCAAAUGAUCCUCUCAGAAAGAUGUUUUUCAUAUGCUAUAUUCUGAUAUAUUUUGAUAAAAUGUUUAGUUAUGGGAAUUUAUAAAUUUAUUAGCAAAAUUAUAAAUGGUUAUCGACAUGGAAUAUUUUAGAAAAUAAAUAAAAUAUAAUACACAAUA
Procambarus clarkii (red swamp crayfish) is the source of this 11745-nucleotide messenger RNA. RefSeq lists its product as uncharacterized. The record is from RefSeq and is a predicted model, not a curated record. Lineage: Eukaryota; Metazoa; Arthropoda; Malacostraca; Decapoda; Cambaridae.